Messenger RNA from Leucoraja erinaceus (little skate), 3786 nucleotides. It is a transcript of the gene iars2, whose product is annotated as isoleucyl-tRNA synthetase 2, mitochondrial. Lineage: Eukaryota; Metazoa; Chordata; Chondrichthyes; Rajiformes; Rajidae. Gene Ontology annotation, biological process: isoleucyl-tRNA aminoacylation. The record is from RefSeq and is a predicted model, not a curated record. Gene Ontology annotation, molecular function: ATP binding; isoleucine-tRNA ligase activity; tRNA binding. Gene Ontology annotation, cellular component: cytosol.
GCGGCCCCACUCACCCACUCACCCACCCACCCACCGGCAACCAUGAUGUCGGCGCUGACAGGCCGCAGCCUCCUGGCCGGCAAGUGUCGGGCGGCGGCGGCCCGGUGCAGGGUCCGGCCGGCCAGCGGCGGCUCCACCUGGGACCGGGAGCCCGGCAAGAACAAGUUCAGGGAGACGGUGCUGCUGCCCCGCACCGAGCUCCCCAUGCGGCUCAGCGGGAGGCAGCUGCCCGACAAGGAGCUGCAGAUCCAGCGGGAAUGCGGUUUCUCAGAGCUGUACACUUGGCAAAGAAAUAGGAAAGGCAAGGAAUUUUGUAUCCAUGAUGGACCACCUUAUGCUAACGGAGAUCCUCAUGUUGGUCAUGCCUUAAAUAAAAUACUAAAGGAUAUCACAAAUAGAUUCCAGAUGAUGAGAGGUAAAAUAGUUCAUUUCAUACCAGGAUGGGAUUGUCAUGGAUUACCUAUUGAGCUAAGAGCUUUGGCAGAAUGUGGUGAACAAGCCAAAACACUCUCUCCUAUGGAAAUCAGACAAAAAGCCAGAGAAUUUGCAGAAAGAACAAUUGAACGCCAGCGUGCAGCAUUCAUCCGAUGGGGUGUGAUGGCAGAUUGGGACAACUGUUAUUACACUUUUGACAAGCAAUAUGAAGCCAAACAAUUAGAAGUUUUCCACCAAAUGUUUGACAAGGGAUACAUUUAUCAAGACUAUAAACCUGUAUUUUGGUCGCCUUCUACAAGGACUGCUUUGGCAGAAGCUGAACUUGAAUACAAUCAACAGCAUGUUAGUCGAUCGGUAUAUGUCAAGUUUCCACUCUUAAAAACUCCAUCCAAAAUUACUUCAGAGAAUGCAUCCUCUAUUAAUGCACUGAUAUGGACAACCCAGCCUUGGACCAUUCCAGCUAACCAGGCCGUUUGUUAUAUGCCAAAUGCCAAGUACUCCCUAGUGAAGUGCUUAAACACAGAAGAGCUCUACCUUCUGGGUGCAGAAUGCAUAGAUUCCACAGCAGCUAUUCUGGAGACACAGUUUGAAAUUCUUCAGACGGUCAAUGGUUCUGAUUUGGAGGGUGGAGUUUGUACCCACCCCACAAUUCCGGGAAGACAGUCUCGACUUUUGCCUGCUAACCAUGUGACAAUGCAGAAAGGGACAGGAUUGGUACAUACAGCACCAGCUCAUGGAAUGGAAGAUUACAGUGUAGCUUCUCAACAUGAACUUUCUGUUGACUGUUUAGUGGAUGAAGAUGGAAUUUUCACCGAAGCAGCAGGAUCAGACCUUCAGAACAAGUUUGUCCUUACUGAAGGAAAUGAAACAGUCAUCCAAAUGUUGCAAGGAUCGAAAAUGCUACUGAAAGAGGACGAUGUUCAGCAUAGUUAUCCAUAUGACUGGCGAACAAAGAAACCAGUCAUUAUACGGUCCAGUAAACAAUGGUUCAUAGAUACUGGAAAAAUUAAGGACCAGGCCCAGGAGUUAUUGAAGAAGGUUAAAAUGGUACCACAAUCAGCAAUGAAUAGCAUGCUUGCCAUGUUGGACAGACGAACAUAUUGGUGCAUUUCGAGGCAGAGAUGCUGGGGAGUUCCCAUUCCAGUUUUCUACCACAAAGAAACUGCAGAACCACUCAUUAACAAAUACACAAGGGAUCACCUCAUCAAUCUGAUGAAAGAACAUGGUACGGACUGUUGGUGGACUCUACCUUUGGACCAACUCUUGACAAAGGAAAUUUUAAUAAAGAGUGGAGGCUCUGAUGUGUCAAAUUAUGUCAAGGGAGAGGAUAUCUUGGAUAUUUGGUUUGACAGUGGCAUCUCAUGGGCAAAUGUGUUGUCAGAUGUAGACAAUAUUGCCGAUGUCUACCUUGAGGGGAAGGACCAGCUGGGUGGAUGGUUUCAGUCCUCUCUGCUCACCAGCGUGGCUGUGAAAAAACAGGUUCCAUUUAGAAAACUGAUUGUUCAUGGAUUUACCCUCAAUGAAACUGGUGAAAAGAUGUCCAAAUCUCUGGGAAAUGUGGUGGAUCCUGAUAUUGUUAUUAAUGGAGGGCAGGAUCUCAACCAAGACCCACCCUAUGGAGCAGACAUCCUUCGCUGGUGGGUGGCAGAAUCCAAUGUCUUCACAGAAGUGUUAAUUGGACAAAAAAUAUUGCAAGCAGCGAAAGAGGAUGUCUUUAAGUUGCGGAAUACUUUACGAUUUUUGCUGGGGAACCUUUAUAAUUUCAAUCCUGAGAUUGAUAGAGUUUCAAAUGAAGAAAUGCUCUUAGUGGAUCAGUAUAUGCUUCAUCUCCUUCAAGAUUAUGGCAUCAAGGUUACAGAGGCUUACAAAGAAUAUGAUUUUGGAAAGGUUAUUCGCCUUAUGCUAGCAUUUAUUAACAGAGAACUUUCAAACUUCUACUUCAGCAUCAUCAAAGAUCGAUUGUAUUGUGAAGAUGAAAAACAUCCCAAGCGUCGAUCAUGUCAGACAGUUUUAGAUGAAGCGUUAGAUGUAAUCACACGUUCUGUAGCGCCAAUUCUGCCUCACCUUGCAGAGGAAAUAUUUCAACAUCUAUCAAACACAAAAGAGCCUUUGAGUGUGUUUCACACUGGCUGGAUAAAGACCAGUUCUGUCUGGAAGAAGCCAGGCAUAGUGGAAGCUAUCGAAGGUGCUUGUGCAAUAAGAGAUAGCUUCUUGAGCUCUAUCCCGGGCAAAAAUACAUCAGAAUAUGAUGUAACCAUUAUCAUUGAGCCAAGUCUACUGCUGGAAUUGAUGGAGCAAUUACAGAAAGAUCAAGUAUCCAGUACUUCAGAACUGAAUGAAUUAAUGAUGGCAUCACACACAACACUACUAACAAGUGUUCCUCGUGACCUUCCUGCUGAUACAGAUCUAAUUGAAGGAAAAUUUAUAAUCAAUUUGGAAGGUGGCGAUCUUAUUGAAGAAUCACGAUAUGUAGUCAUUGUUCAACAUGCUGCCAAAGAAAAAUGUCCUCGCUGUAAAAAGUAUACAUCAGAUAUGGCACUAAAUCCAUGCCCUCGUUGUUUGGAAGUCAUUGCAGGGAAGUGGACCACGUAAUUUAUAUACUGGGAAAGGACUAUUUCUAAUUACUGGAAGAAAUGGCUAUUACAUAAUCUACAGCUAUCUUUCUGAGGAAGUCCUUUUCUUCAGAUAUGCACCCUCUCCCCACCCUGCAAUCUUUGAAAGUGAAUCUAUAAACAACUUUGUUUGGACAUUUUGAAUUCAAAAAUUUUCAAAAUGAAUAUAAAAAUCAUUGUGCUCCAUGAGUAUUAUUGGUCAGCAUUACAAGUGUACAAAACUGACUGCUGAACAUAUUCAUUAGGAGUAGAAACUUUGAUUGUUCUCAGAUAGUCGUGCAAUAUGCCGGUACACAAAAAAAUGCUGGAGAAACUCAGCGGGUGCAGCAGCAUCUAUGGAGCGAAGGAAAUAGGCAACGUUCCGGGCCGAAACCCUUCUUCAGACAUUUGCCUGUUGGUUUGAAAUUUGAUUAUACUUCACAGUUCUAAGCAAACCUCUUAAUCGACUGUUGAACACAGUUAAGAAUAAUCCAUGUGUAGGUAAUCAAAUUUUCUGUUUCAUUUGUAAUAUCAGAUGAGGUUAAAGUUUCUACGAUAUUUUUGCUUUUUUAAAGUAACCUGCGCAAAGCAUAUAAUUAUGGCAGAAACCUAAAGUUGUCGCAAAAAUAUACCAAGUCAUCCACAAAUGAAAUUUAAUAAGUUUACGGUAAUGUUUCUAUUGUCUUGUCAUGCUGCAGCUUGAUGAGGAAUUAAGUUGUGCGUCAAUUAAAAGUAACCAGUGUUUUUUGGACUGAAGAAA